Aspergillus pseudotamarii is the source of this 879-nucleotide messenger RNA. RefSeq names its product amino acid permease/ SLC12A domain-containing protein. Gene Ontology annotation, biological process: amino acid transmembrane transport. The transcript is spliced from 3 exons. Lineage: Eukaryota; Fungi; Ascomycota; Eurotiomycetes; Eurotiales; Aspergillaceae. Gene Ontology annotation, molecular function: amino acid transmembrane transporter activity. The record is from RefSeq and is a predicted model, not a curated record. Bases 1 to 879 code for a protein of 292 amino acids. Gene Ontology annotation, cellular component: membrane.
AUGGACGCUACACGACCGCGAGUCUAUAUUAAUAACGCUUUCGAGGCUAUAUAUUAUCGGUUUUUCUUCGUUUAUAUACUGGCUGCUAUCAGUGUUGGAAUAUUCGUUGCCUACAACGACCCGCCCCUUUUGUCUCUGUUCUUGAUGAAUCUUGGAAGUGGUACCGAAGCAGCAUCUUUAUUCAUUCUUGCAACGGAGAAUAUGAAGGUAGUAGGAUUUCCACAUCUCAUCAACGCUCUCCUUGUGACCACCAUCUUUUUAGCUAGAAAUAAAUACAUACAUGUAUUGUUCGAGCCAAAGUUCAUACGGAUUCUCCCUGGACGGCCGGGAACCAAGGUUUCUGAAAAAUGCACCAAGAACGGAGCCCCGAUAUACUGUGUAAUCAGCGUUAUGUGCUUUCCCUUGCUGUCCCUACUGUCACUCAGCAAUGGAACUUGGCAAGCGCUUACUUGGCUCACAAAUCUCAUCACCGCCGGACCUAUUAUUGUCUACAUCGUUGUCUGUGUUACAUACAUCUUUUUCUCCCGCGCCUGCCAAGCACAGUCUGUUGAUCGCAAGGCAUUCCCCUACUUUGGUCGCUUCCAGCCGGACAGUGCCUGGAUUGGAUUGAUUGGAGAAUGUCUCAUCGUUAUCUUCUACGGCUACUCCAGCUUCAUUGCUUGGGACGUGUCGAACUACUUCACUCACUGUACCAUGCUUAUUUUGGCGCCGGUACUGUACUUCUCCUGGAAGAUAUUCUGGCUUACUAGAGUGAGGCCAAUGAUCGAUGCGUAUGAGGCGGGACUUACAUCUCCGCCGAAGUGGUUCUGGGCUGAGAUACUGGAGACAGUUGGGUGGAGACGAGACUCCAAAAAUCAGGAGGUCUCGAACGGUUGUUGA